Messenger RNA from Esox lucius (northern pike), 2519 nucleotides. RefSeq names its product nuclear factor interleukin-3-regulated protein. Gene Ontology annotation, cellular component: nucleus. Gene Ontology annotation, molecular function: DNA binding; DNA-binding transcription factor activity. The record is from RefSeq and is a predicted model, not a curated record. Gene Ontology annotation, biological process: circadian rhythm; regulation of DNA-templated transcription. The transcript is spliced from 2 exons. Lineage: Eukaryota; Metazoa; Chordata; Actinopteri; Esociformes; Esocidae. Bases 747 to 2441 code for a protein of 564 amino acids.
CUGACCUACUAACAUACAUUUGGAGACAUCGAGAGAGAGGAAACUGUAGCAAGUCCCUAACAUAACAUAAGAAGCAGAUUUAAAAUCAGUGGCACAGAACGCUGCCUAAAUCUCUAAUCAGAGUCCAUAUUCUACUGUAGGCAUACGUAAAUGGCGAUCGUACAUUUGAAUAAGAUAAAACGUCGGUUGUUGAAUUUGAAUGGUUGAACAAAAACGUUGCUGUUAUUACGCACAGUAGAGGGUUUAUUUACACAAGCAAGCUUCUCAUCUUGCAACUGACUGAAGAGAGAGGCGACGCCCCCCCCCCCCAAGUGAGUGACAAGCCGAGGUAGACAGAGUGACCUACAUCUGAACCAGGCCUGGAGCAAAUUUGGGCUCCGCACGCUCAACUCUGCCAUCUUGUAAAAAGAUAACAAAACCACGACAAACAACAAAAUAGGUCAGAGGAUCAUUAAGCUUGUCACAUUAUCCAGACUCCAAGAAUUUGUUUUUCCUGGCAGCCUUGAUAAAACAUUUUGCGAAAGAGCUGUAGAGAAGACGACGGAAUAGUGUCGAAGGCACACAUUGGAUAAAUGAGGGGAAUGAACACAGAGUUCCACGUUAUCUUGAGCGUCUUGGCCAAUAUAGACACUUGAACCGUAAGCUUGUUCAGUCAGUAACAUAUGUAAAGGAAGAUUCCCACAGUUCGUCAUCACCCCUUUUCUCCCCUUGAGUUUCAUUCCCAGCAGUUCAACCACUGACCAACAAUGGAAAGCUUCAGUUCGCAACUCCAAUCUGCAAGCUCGGAAAAUAAUCUGGACAACCUAGAGACAUUCUCUAACUACGAAGAGUCUCUCCCGUCGCCCCAAGAAACCCCAUCUCGCCAAGGACGCCUCAUCAAGCCCAACAUGAGUUGCAGACGCAAGCGGGAGUUCAUCUCUGAUGAAAAGAAGGACGCCUCCUAUUGGGAAAAGCGCCGUAAGAACAACGAGGCGGCCAAGCGCUCCAGAGAGAAGCGGCGUCUGAACGACAUGGUGUUGGAGAACCGGGUGAUGGCGCUGAAUGACGAGAACUGUCGGCUGAAGACGGAGCUGCUGCAGCUGAAGCUGCGCUUUGGCCUCAUCAGUACGGCGUCCUAUGUGGAAAAGAGCCAGCAGCUCGCUGGCGGAGGCACGGCUGCUGGAGCCUCAUCCAGCUACUACUCCAGUGGCUACUCCAGCAGUUCCCAGGUCAUGAUGAACUCGGACUCCUCGGAGACCGAUCGGUCAGGCCGCCGGGAGGGGCGUGGUCAGCUAGUGAAACACUCCCCUCACGGGUCCCUCUCGGAUAUGUCUGAUGGGUCCUCCCGGGACAGCCCGGAGCCUACGGCCUACGAUAUCAAGCAGGAGGAGGGCAUACUGGAGAUGGACAUUGGGAGCGGCAUGUUCAACGUUCUCCCUAGCCUGGCCUCCACACAACACCACCAGGAGAGGGAGUCAAGCUACAGCAGCCAACAGCACUGUUCCCUCAAUCCCCAGGAGAGCUUCACCAGCAGCACCAGCCGUGCCCCUCCACUCUCCCAACAGAGGAGUGUGAUCCUUUAUCGCUCCAGUAGUGCCUCACACCCAGUGGAGAGCCAGCAGCAGGACGAGGAUCAGCCGAAUGCUGGGGCCAGACCGCCGGUCCAGGCUCAGGAGGGCCACAGGGAGAACUCCGAGGGCCUGGCAGAGGUGACCAAGCAGAUGGAAAGGAAGACGUUAGACUCGCCACCACACGACUACCCAGACUGCCACUGUGAGGCAGAAGAGAAGCAUAUGUACGAAGUUCCCGACUGGCAACAGGAGGAGAGGACCCAGAGGGCUCUUACAGGCAUUGUCCAAACACAGGAGUCUGUCAAGACGCAUCUGUUCCACAGCCACACUGGUCACGCCUACCUCCUCAGUGCCCAUGACGAGGAGACACCCAUACUGACCUUUGAGGGUGGGCCCAGAAAUGAGGGGUACUACCAGGGACACUCAACUUCAGGCAAAGACACCUCCUCUAGCGACAAUGAUCCCCGCAGCUCCGACAAGGAAGCAUCCACGGACGACGAGUCCCCGUCCUCCUCCUGCUCUGACACUGGGAGCUACCUCCAGCACCUGUCAGUCUCACACCAGUCAGGAGGAGAGCCUCUGUCCUCCCCACAGGACCUCUCCCAGUGCCAAAGCAGGGAUGUCCAGGCAGAGGUUAAAGGCACUGCCCUGCCUCAUAAACUGCGUCUAAAACAUAAAACCAUGAGCUCCCAGCAGGACUCUCCCACCACCCCUCCUCCCUCCUCUGUCCUGCCCCUCCCCCAGCACCCAUACCUGGCUCUCAUACAGCAGCAGAGCUGCAAAGACAGGGAGAGUGAGAGCCAGCCCCCCACAGGGUUCUGUAAGCAGCCAUCCCCAGCUGGGUCUUGGAUGGAGUAUGGGAACAGGGAGCCAGGUGGAUCUCCUAACUAGAGGUGUGACGAAGUGCCUCUAGAACUGUUGAAGGCCACACCUACUCUGAGGUUUCUCUGAUGCUGCCUUACAAACAAA